Messenger RNA from Oxyura jamaicensis (ruddy duck), 2940 nucleotides. RefSeq names its product BAF chromatin remodeling complex subunit BCL7B (gene BCL7B). Bases 124 to 747 code for a protein of 207 amino acids. The record is from RefSeq and is a predicted model, not a curated record. The transcript is spliced from 6 exons. Lineage: Eukaryota; Metazoa; Chordata; Aves; Anseriformes; Anatidae.
UUCCCCCGGGCGCGGCGUUACGUGGUGACGCAGCGCGCGGGGCGUAGGCGGGGCGGGGCCUGCGCAUGCGCGGGGUGCGGCGGCCGGUGCUGCGGAGCCGGGGCUGCCGGGGCUGCGGGCGCCAUGUCGGGCCGCUCGGUGCGCGCCGAGACCCGCAGCCGCGCCAAGGAUGACAUCAAAAAAGUGAUGGCGGCCAUCGAGCGCGUCCGCAGAUGGGAGAAGAAGUGGGUGACGGUGGGCGACACUUCGCUGCGCAUCUUCAAGUGGGUGCCGGUGGCCGACAGCAAGGAGAAAGAGAAAUCCAAGUCAAGCAGCAGCACCGCCCGAGAGCCCAAUGGUUUCCCGGCUGACACUUCUGCCAACUCCUCGCUCCUCCUGGAGUUCCAAGGUGCUGUUUCUGCAGAUGAGAACAGUAACCAGAGCUCCCUGUCGGAUGUCUACCAGCUCAAGGUGGACAGCAGCCCCAACUCCAGCCCCAGUCCCCAGCAGAGUGAGUCCAUGAGUCCUGCCCACACAUCUGACUUCCGCACGGACGACUCGCAACCACCCACACUGGGGCAGGAGACUCUGGAAGAGCCAUCCCUGCCUUCCUCGGAAGUUGCAGAUGAGCCUCCCACUCUCACAAAGGAAGAACCGGUCCCCCUUGAGACUCAGGUAACCGAAGAGGAGGAGGACUCUGGUGCGCCGCCUCUGAAGAGAUUUUGUGCCGAUCAGAACUCUGUGUGCCACACGGCCUCGGAGAGCUAGCCUGCCCGUCCCCGGGGAGAGCCUUCGCCAGCCCCUCGCAGAGCCGCCUGCCCUCCCCUGGGGGCCGGGGUGCUUCCCCCAGCCUGCCCUUCCUGAGGGACAGGGCCCUCCUGCCACCUCGCUAUCCAGCCUGCCCUGCCCUCAGGGGCAGGAGCCUCCUGCCAGCCCCUGCAGAGGCAGCCUGCAAACGGUUCCCCCAGCCAGAUGGGACUGCUGCCAGUACCUACAAAUAUGCCUCUAUUUAUUGGCUCCCACUCUCCCUGCUGACCUGUACUAGAGUGAUGUGGGGUCUCUGGUGGGUGGUCUGCAUGUACAGAGGGAGGGAUCCUUGGGGCUCCCCAGUGCCCAUCACCCCUAUGGCACUGGCACAUGCUGUUUGCCUGUUUCUGGAUCUCAUGUCUGCCCUCCACACCAGCUGCUGCGUGCUGGGAACCAAAGAGCUGUGUUCCACCUGCACGAAGUGAUUUGUCUGUUCCCUUGUGACCAUAGGCUGGGGUGUUCCUGCCAUAGGUGUAAAGUGCAAUGGAGGGUGGGGGGAGAGCACCCUGGGAAUAGAGACAACAGCCCGUCAUGCUGCUGGGCAGGGAUCCCACACUGGGACGCUGUGCAAUAAGCUGCUAGUUUAAGCCAUUAGUAUUGGAAGAGAGCGGAGCGCUACCACUGUGGAGGGCAGGUACUGAACACAUCGGUGCAGCCUGCCUCUGCUCUGCUGCCGGGCCCUCACAGAGCCCCUGCUGUCCUCUGCAGAGGGCAGGUGGGGGCUGGAGCGCAGAGAGACUGGCAGGGGAGAGGGGCAGCCAGCGUGGCAAUGUCCUGGCUGGGUCUGCACCCUGCUCCCCUCCUGCUGUCUUGCACCUUGUGGCUGGCAGAGCAGGGGGAGCUGCCCCUGAGGUAUACCCUGUCCAGGCAAGAUGUAGGAACCCCCAGGGAGCCCUCCCAUGCCCAUGUCCCUAAGCUCCCCACACCAGCACACUGGCCCACAGCACUGCGCUGGUCUUCCCUGCCGCCACUGCAUGUCCUGCCGAGUCUGUCUGUGAUCAAGCCUGGCGAAGCCGAAGGUGUGGCCGCGCGUGGAAGUGAAAAGAUAUUUUAGCACUUAAUAGAAUAUUUUUAAAAUUAAACUAUUUGAAAUACAGUGCUGGGUGACUGUGGGGGCAGGUGGGAGAUGAGUGCUGGGGUGGGAGCUUGGGAAUGGGUGGCGGGCAGCACUGGGAUUUGCGUUCUCCCCCAGCCUCAUGAGACAAGCUGGUGUGGAGCCCUCACUCCACCAAACUGGUGCCCCCUCCCCACACCACGACUUGCAGGCCUGCUGCCUAUUGCCUGUCUUUCUAGUCAAGCCCAGUGCCCCCUGUCAGGAAGUGGGAUGGUGGCCAUGGGGCAUGAAACCCAGUGGGGCAUGGAGCCUGCCCUUCCCAGACCCGGUCCCAGCACAUCCACGUGGUGUUGCCACCCUCGCAUGCAGCUGCAGGGGGCUCAACCGAGGGGCUCGGUGCGAAGGCAGCUCAGCUUUACCAUUGCCAGCGCUGUGUGGUGCGUGCAGUUCCAGUGAGCUCGUGAGCUGCUCCUGUUCCACCACCAGGCUCCAGUCUGUGUUCCUGCAAGCUGCGCUAAAUCCAGUGGUGUCCCGCAUGGCCCCACAAUACUGCCACAGUCGUGUCACAGAACUUGUGGUGUUUAUGUCAAAUGGUGAUGAGGAAGAGGUUCAAGGUUGCUCUUUAGUUAUGACAGUGCUAGAGAUAAUUUUGGAAAGCCUGGAGAAACCCAUCCUUUACAUGGACAUUUAGAGCAGCCUUGUACAUAGUCAAAAUGGCUGGGCUGUGUUUUGCACACAGCUUUAAGAUAACAUUUAGAGAUGAGAUGGAUCAUGGAUAUACUGAAAUGGCCACACAGGGCUGGGGCAGCUGGACUGUGAUAAUUCAUCAAGGACACAGCUGGGGAGUGUCGUCUCAUCCAGCCAAAGGUGCUGUGGUGCAGAGGCUUGCAGAGGAGACUCACCUCUACCUGUAUGGUGACUGGCACAUUCAAGAGUCAUGCCUUCCCACGUAAGCCUUACCUUAUGCAAAAGAGCCCAAUAAAUUAGGUUAAUUAACAUUAUGUCCCUGGGUAUCUUUGCAACAGUCUGUCGUUGAUCUUUGUGCAUUGCGAAUAAUGGUUUUUAUUUUCCAUUUAUUAAAUGUAGUGUAUAAGCCUAAA